AUGCAUGAUGAGAUGGAGUCACUUGAAAAGAAUCAUACUUGGAAAUUGGUGGAAUUGCCAAAGGAGAAGAAACCUAUCCGUUGCAAGUGGAUUUUCAAAAGAAAGGAAGAGCGAGUAGUGUCGUGGGUAGUGGAAGGUAAGCCUACGGACGACGAUCCUCAGCCCUCCGUCGCUGAUCGAUCCGACGGCCCUCGUUCCUCCUCGAUUCCUCCGCCGACGGCCGGCCACGCCUCGCCGUCGUCUUCCCCUUCUCACUCCACACCACCUACCCGAGAGGAGGAGGAGGAAGGAAUCCAUCCUCUCGAUCGGCGCCUUGUGGCUGCUGCCCCGCUUCUUCGACCCAGUUGCGUGGCCAUGGCGGAGGAGAAGAAGCCCGUUCUCUACAGCGCGUGGAUCAGCUCCUGCUCCUACAGGGUCCGGAUAGCCCUCAACCUCAAAGGUAUUGAUUAUGAGUACAGGGCAGUGACACGGAGUGAUGCAGAUUAUGAAAAGAUCAAUCCAAUUAAGUAUGUGCCAGCAUUAGUAGAUGGGGAUUUCACUGUCUCUGACUCUCUUGCAAUCAUAUUAUUAUUCUUGCUUUCUGUUGAGCAGUAUCUUGAAGACAAAUAUCCCCAGCAUCCUCUUUUACCUCAAGAUCUCAAAAAGAAAGCUCUUAACAUGCAGAUUGCAAAUAUAGUGUGUUCAAGCAUCCAGCCUCUUCAAUGCUAUGCUGUAAUUGUGGGUUUAGCUGAUGGCAAAAUGAGCGCUAGUGAGAGCCUUCAGAUAGUUCAUCAUUACACCGACAAGGGAUUUAGAGCAAUUGAAAAACUUCUGGAAGGAUGUGACAGUAAAUAUGCUACUGGAGAUGAAGUCCAAUUGGCAGACGUAUUUCUAGCGCCCCAGAUCCAUGCAGGCGUAACACGCUUCCAAAUUGAUAUGUCAAAAUACCCAAUUCUGAAGAGAUUUUAUGAGGCAUACAUGAAGCUUCCAGCAUUUCAAGUUGCGGUCCCUGAAAACCAACCAGAUGCAUCGUCCUCGUUGUAACUGAAGUUGUGGAAGUCUACAUUGGCUCGCCUCCAAGAGUUAUACCCACAUCACGCAUUUCAAACUGCACUUCAAAACCAACCAAAUGCGUUCUAUCUCAAGCUCUCAACAACCAGGAUUCCGCGAGCCGUGUACGUUGAUAUUCAUGUAAAUUUAGUUAAUAAUUUGGAUGAGUAGUCAGUGUUUCCUUUAUUCUCCAGUGCCAUACAUGUAAUUUCAGAGUAAAAUGCUCCGUGUAAACUAGAUAGUGUGACAUGAAAAAUACCUGUGACCCAUACCUAACAUUAUCGAGGGAUAUUAACAGGAGCUUGAUGUUGCUGUAUAUGUAAUUGAAUAAAACAAAAAGAUAGUGAGUCUAAAUGCCUUAUCUGAACUCCAGAAACCAGAUGCAAUAUGUGAUUUGUCCAUUGAUGAUGCACAUAUACGUACGCACUGACGUAUGCAGAAUUGAAUGAUACACAUGUAAACACCUCAAUUAUUCCUGAAUAAAAUUCCUCAUACUAUCUUGAAGGGCUAAAUGAGCAGUAUUUUUAUAAGCAAAAUAUUUAGAAUAAAAAGUUGCUCUGAUCAAAGAAAGAGUGAAUUGUAUCAUAGUUUUUACCUUGUCUGGUUCCUCUGCAACCUGUCCAAAGGUGACUACACAUCUCCUGAUUUCCUGGAUAUCUUGUAGGGCCCACCCAGCUGAUAUUCUGAGGUGUUAAGACCUUGAGCAAAUGAGC
This is a messenger RNA of Oryza brachyantha (malo sina), 1742 nucleotides long. RefSeq names its product glutathione S-transferase-like. Gene Ontology annotation, biological process: L-phenylalanine catabolic process; glutathione metabolic process. Gene Ontology annotation, cellular component: cytoplasm. Gene Ontology annotation, molecular function: maleylacetoacetate isomerase activity; glutathione transferase activity. Lineage: Eukaryota; Viridiplantae; Streptophyta; Magnoliopsida; Poales; Poaceae. The transcript is spliced from 11 exons. The record is from RefSeq and is a predicted model, not a curated record. Bases 1 to 1023 code for a protein of 340 amino acids.